AUGUGGCUUGAUGAUCCGGAGUGUAGGGGUAUUGUGGAGGCCUCUUGGACCGACAACUCUCCAACUAUUGGAGCUGCCCAAUGGGUCACAAGAAGUCAAAGAUGUGGUGUGGAGUUAUCCAAGUGGAGCAAGAAGAAGUUCUCUAACAAUCAUAUGGCUAUUAAUAGAAGAAUAGAGGAACUUCAAGUCAUACAGGAGUCUACAACAGUAGAAGCUCGUAACAUAGAGUCCCUUUUAAUUGGAGAAAUUGGUGCUUUUUGGAACAAGGAGGAGAAAUACUGGACACAACGUGCAAGAGUCAACUGGCUAAAAGCUGGGGACUCAAAUACAAAAUUUUUUCAUUUGACAACCAUCCAAAGAAGGCAACGGAACAAAAUCCUCAAGCUUAAAUCUACCAAUGAUGUAUGGCUGGAUCGGGAGGGUACUAUUCGAUCAGAAGUGGAGAAUUAUUUCAAGAAUAUUUUCAAGAGUUCUGGUGAGAGACUGGGAUGA
This is a messenger RNA of Fragaria vesca subsp. vesca, 492 nucleotides long. RefSeq lists its product as uncharacterized. NCBI's taxonomy places the organism in Eukaryota, Viridiplantae, Streptophyta, Magnoliopsida, Rosales, Rosaceae. The transcript has a single exon. The record is from RefSeq and is a predicted model, not a curated record. The coding region runs from base 1 to 492 and encodes 163 amino acids.